AUGUACACUGGUCAGCUCAAAGACUCAAUAGAAAGUGGCAAUGACCCGCCAAGCAGUCAAAGAUCACCUGAAAGUUGUAACUUAAAGUACAAAUGGUUUGUCUUUCUGAGUCCAGCGUCUCACACUAAAGACAUAGACUUGUUUCCAACGCUUGUGACUGUCACGGAAGAAAUUGAUAAUUUUAUUGAUGACACUAAUAACAUUAAGUACUUCCGAGACAUCAAUGACAACAACAUUAACUCUGUGAGAUGGGCAGACCUAAAUGAUCUUGUUGACCUGAAUGACCUAAAUGACCUGAAUCAUCUGAAUGAUCUGAAUGACCUAAAUGAUCUGAAUGAUCUGGAUGACCGGAAUUAUCUAAAUGAUCUGUAUGAUUUAAAUGACCUGAAUGAUUUGAAGGACCUGAAUGACUUGAAUGAUCAGGAUGACCUAAACGACUUGAAUGAUCUGAACGACCUGAAUGACCUAAAUGAUCUUGUUGACCUGAAUGACCUAAAUGACCUGAAUGAUCUGAAUGACCUGAAUGAUCUUGAUGACCUGAACGAUCUGAAUGAUCUGGAUGACCUGAAUGAUCUAAAUGAUCUGAAUGAUCUGAAUGACCUGAAUGAUCUUGAUGCACCAGACAGUGAUCGGAAUGAUCUGGAUGACCUGAAUGAUCUGAAUGAUCUGAAUGACCUGAAUGAUCUGAAUGACCUGAAUGAUCUGAAUGACCUGAUGAUCUGA
This is a messenger RNA of Biomphalaria glabrata, 723 nucleotides long. RefSeq names its product homeobox-like protein HDP1. Bases 1 to 723 code for a protein of 240 amino acids. Lineage: Eukaryota; Metazoa; Mollusca; Gastropoda; Planorbidae. The transcript has 3 exons. The record is from RefSeq and is a predicted model, not a curated record.